GGACUGACUGGCGGGCUUAAGGCCGUGGGGCUGGCGGGAGCUUCUCUUCCGGGAGCAGCGGAAUCGCUUGUAGAGGCUGCGGGAGCUAGCGAACGUGGGAAGACACUACACAGUGUAUUCAAGAAUUUUGUGAAUUCCUUGACUUAGGAUCUAACUAUGUCAGCUGAAAUACCGCUCAACAUUAAUAUCAAAGAACCACGAUGGGAUCAAAGCACUUUUAUUGGAAGAGCCAGUCAUUUUUUUACUGUAACUGAUCCACGAAAUAUUUUGUUAACUAAUGAACAACUAGAAAAUGCAAGACAAAUUGUUCAUGAUUACAGAAAAGGAAUUGUGGCUCCUGGGCUCACAGAAAAUGAAUUAUGGAGAGCAAAGUAUGUUUAUGAUUCAGCUUUUCAUCCUGACACUGGUGAAAAGAUGAUUUUGAUAGGAAGAAUGUCAGCUCAGGUUCCCAUGAACAUGACAAUCACAGGCUGUAUGAUGACUUUUUAUAGAACGACCCCCGCAGUGGUUUUCUGGCAGUGGAUUAAUCAGUCUUUCAAUGCUGUUGUGAAUUAUACAAACAGGAGUGGUGAUGCCCCUAUUACUGUUAGUCAAUUGGGGACAGCAUAUGUAUCUGCCACCACAGGUGCUGUAGUAACUGCGUUGGGACUUAAUGCACUAACCAAGCAUGUCUCACCUCUCAUAGGACGUAUGGUUCCUUUUGCUGCUGUAGCUGCUGCUAAUUGCAUUAAUAUUCCAUUAAUGAGACAAAGGGAACUCAAAGUUGGUAUUCCUGUUACAGAUGAAAAUGGAAACCGAUUAGGUGAAUCAGUCAAUGCUGCACAACAAGCUAUUGCACAAGUGGUUAUCUCAAGAAUCCUUAUGGCAGCUCCUGGCAUGGCCAUCCCUCCAUUUAUAAUGAACACUUUGGAGAAAAAAGCAUUUUUAAAGAGGUUCCCCUGGAUGAGUGCUCCUAUUCAAGUUGGAUUAGUUGGCUUCUGUUUGGUGUUUGCUACUCCUCUGUGUUGUGCAUUGUUUCCUCAGAAAAGUUCGAUGUCUGUUACACGCUUGGAGCCAGAAUUGAAAGCCAAGAUUCAAGAGACCAGUCCUGAAUUAGAAUGUGUGUAUUUUAAUAAGGGAUUAUAAAUCGGAAGAAGACUUGAACAUUUUAAAGAUAAUCAUGUAAACCCAAAUACAUUAUGCCAGUAUCGGUAAAAAUGCCUUUGUCUUUAUAAUUAGUUAACUUCCCUGGUAUCCAAAUUUACCUUAUUCACUAAAUAUGUUAGCUAAAAUUGUACCUUAAUACAAAGGAUCUUGUUAUCUUUGAGAAAACCAUCCUGUCCCUUUCAGAGUUGGUGUUUUUAGAAGAGUUUUUAACAGCCCACAGCCAGCAUAAGACUGGGCACAAAGUAGGCACUUAAGAAAUAUUUAUUGAUCAAUUAAUUGAAAAAAAUGUUUACAUCAAAUAUCAAGCAAUGGAAGGUGAUUUAAAAAAUAGAUCCAACUUGUAUCCCCAUCUAUGGUCAAGAAGACUUUCACAUAUAGGAGGGAUUCAGGGCAGGCCAAAGACUAAGAGGAUAGAAGACUGAAAUCAUUACUCUUGACAUGCAGCCUGCUGCUGCCUCUGUUACAUGGAGCAUAGACCCAGAUUUCUACUUCUUUCCUUAGGCUCAAAUCAAAAGAUACUUUUAGGCCUUUUUGUUUAGUAAAAUAAAGGCUAUCCUUAUGAGCUCUCCUUUCAGUAAUUUUUUUCAUUUAACAAUUUAUGGGAAAUGAAUUUCUUUUUGUAUAUGCCUCUGUUUUUAAAUUCCUAAGAAGGCAUCUACCUUCCUUUGAAAUAGAUGGAUAUUAUUUGGAAUUACAUUACACUAUUAUUUAGUAUUUAAAUAACUUUAAAAUUGCCUAAAGCUAUCAAACUACUACAGUUUAUCAAUACUGUAUUUUAAAAGUAUAUUAAAAACAUUGAUAUUUAAUCAAGAUUGUCUGAUUUUUUAAAAUUAGUCAUCAGCAAGCAUUUGUUUUAUGUGUCCAGUUCCUUGUGUUGGCUUCUAUUUCAAGCUCUUCUUGGCUUUGAGAAAGACCAAGAAAAUGUAUUUGAUUAAUCAAUGACCUUACAAACUGUACUUGAAUGUUCUCUAUUACAUUCCAUCUUCUGUAUGAAUAUAUUCAGUGUGCACACCACUUUGCUUAUAUUAUUUGUAACAAUUGGCAGUAUAAUUGAUAUAAGAUUAGACAUUAAACUUUAAGUUUGUAGUGUUAAAAGUAAUAAAAAGAAGAUUAAGCAUAUCACUGAAAGUAGAUUCUUGUUAUGCAGAGGCUAAAGAUAAUAUAUGGACAUUUAGAAAAUAAUAGAAUAGUAAGAUAUUUUUACUGUUUUAUCAGAGUAAAUUUCUCACAAACAAGAUUUUUUAAAACUUGUUUCUGUGUUUUUCAUCUGAAAAGAUUAACAGAUCUGAAGCUUUAGUCUCCUUGGAAUGAUUCUUAUCUGUAUCUCUCCCAUCAUUCUUUUACCUCAUAUUUUUUGUCUUAAAACUGUUUAGAUGGAGAAGAAUGGCUUCCCCAACACAUUCUGAACAUUCAGCAUAUUUUAUUUUAUUGCAAUAAACACAUCUGCAGAAAAACCUCACAUUCCACACUGACCUUUAUAGUUUACUUGGUGCCUCUCUGAUUUGUUACCAUACAUAAUAUAUUCAUGUUGAUAUAUUUCUCUUUAAAUGAACUGAUUUUUAUAUAUUUCGUUUGCCUCAUUUGACUUUGAAAGGCUCCUGCCAAUUCAUUUAUAAAAUCAUUUCAGCAACCUAAUAAUUGAUUCAUAUUAAGUGUAUGUUUUUCACUAGUACAGGACAUACACUGAUUUGAAGAUUGAUAAAUUAUUCACACUAAGAAAAUGUGACCAAAGCAUAGACAUAAAGAUGACAAAUAUCACGGAUACACACACACACACACACACACACACACACACAUAUACUUUUAAUUUUGUUUAUUGAAGCUUCAGACUAUUAAUGCUUUUCUACAGAUCAUUUAUUUUACAGUUUCAAAGUAUUAAUAAGAAGAACAAAUGAGCAAAGCUCAGGCAAUUUAUGCUGGUCUUAUAGAAAAAAAUAUUUUUUUUAAUUUAAAGUGCAAUAAGAUCCUAAAGCUGGUAAAGAUGAAUAGUUAUUGAUAUUUCUAUUAAUGCUCUAUAAGAGGAAUAUAAUUUUAAGUGAUGGCAGUGACUGAUAUUAUUAAUUUCAGUAUUAGCAAUGUCUUGCCAGUGUUGAUGGAGUCAAUGUACUAUUAAAUUCAACUGGAUGAAAUAUUAAAUAAACUCAGAUUGAAAUGAAA
Antechinus flavipes (yellow-footed antechinus) is the source of this 3303-nucleotide messenger RNA. It is a transcript of the gene SFXN1, whose product is annotated as sideroflexin 1. Gene Ontology annotation, biological process: serine import into mitochondrion; monoatomic ion transport. Gene Ontology annotation, cellular component: mitochondrial inner membrane. Gene Ontology annotation, molecular function: monoatomic ion transmembrane transporter activity. Bases 157 to 1125 code for a protein of 322 amino acids. The transcript has 12 exons. NCBI's taxonomy places the organism in Eukaryota, Metazoa, Chordata, Mammalia, Dasyuromorphia, Dasyuridae. The record is from RefSeq and is a predicted model, not a curated record.